Molecule: messenger RNA, 1191 nt
Organism: Cornus florida
Lineage: Eukaryota; Viridiplantae; Streptophyta; Magnoliopsida; Cornales; Cornaceae
Exons: 5
Coding region: 1-1191 (396 amino acids)
Source: RefSeq, a predicted model, not a curated record
AUGGAAGAAAAGGAAACUAUUGCUGAGUACAUAUUUAAAAUCAAUAACCUUGUCAACAACAUAAAAUCUCUUGGAGAAGAUAUUAAAGACUCUGAUGUAUGCAAGAAGAUACCCAGGUCUCUUACUUCCAGGUCCAAUCCUAGGGUUACUAUUCUAGAAGACAAGGAUUUGACAAACAUGAAGAUUGAUGAACUUCAAGCCUCUUUAACAGCCUAUGAAAUGAGGAUUGGUCCUCCAACUUUACUAAGAGAAACUACUCUCAAAGCCAAGGAAGUUGUUGAGGAAGUUGAUACAAAGUCUGAAGAUGAUUUAGAAGAGGAUGAAGUGCUUUUUCUUGCUAAGAAAUUCAAGAAAUUCAGUAAACCUGGUCAUGUGGUGUCAAACUGUCCUAGUUCAAAGGGGCAAUAUCAAAGGAAGUUUGAAGGGCCAAAUAACAAGGGAAGGUUUGAAAGGAAGCCAUUAAUUACUGAUUGGGAUAUAGCUCCUGAAGAAGAAAAAUCUGAAGAACCACAAGAAGAUGAUUGUUUCUUUAUGGCCAUUCUUGAAACACCAAUAUACUCAUUCCAAGUUGAAGAAGAUAGUGACACUGAGAUAGAAGAAAUCCUAGAAGAAUGUGAAAGACUUGCUGUGAAGUGUAACACUCAAUGGUCUACUAAGAGGUGUAAAGAAGAACUGCCUCUUAUUCUUGAAGAGAGAUCCUUAAAAAUGGCUAAGAUUUGGAAGCAAUCUACUAAGCAAAUUGGAAAGACUAGAAUUGGCUAUGUGUAUGAUACAGCCUUACAGUUUAAACAAAAUCACUCUGUGCUUGUUAAGGCCACAACUGGUGAAGUGUAUGCUAGUGGCUAUUCAAGACACAUGACAAGUGAUGGUUCCAAAUUUGUCUCUCUUAAACAAUUUGAUAGGGGAAAUGUUGUCUUUGGAGACAAUAAAAAGGCAAAGAUUAUGAGCAAGUUUGAAGAAUUACCUGAGAUCCAAGAAGUUCUACUUUUUGAAGGACUUAAACACAAUCUCCUUAGUGUUAGCCAAGUUUGUGACAGUAGGAAAAGAAUUUGCUUUAAUAAGGAAAAGUGCAAUGUGGUUGAUCUAAAGUCCAAACAGGUCCUAUUUACAGCUUGUAGAUCUUCAGGAAAUGUGUAUCUUGUCACUGAAGAAACUCAGUCCACUCAAUGCAAUCUGACAACCUGUGAUUAA